AUGAGCUUCAUGUAUGAAGUCGGAUCCAGUUUCAUCUUUGAACGAACCCGAUUAAAGAGUCGUCGUAAACAGAUAUCCGGCGCUCCAGCCUCCCAGUUUGCCGAAUAUGCCGAUGGCACCAGUAUAGAAGAUCGCGAAGCCGAAGCGUCGACGUUGCGAGAAUUGCAAGAAGCCAUUUUCGAUCUCGAACACCGGCAUCGUAUCUACAGGCGAUCGCUCGCCCGAGAGACCAAAUAUGGCAGCAAGCAAGCGCCUAUCGGUGACGACAACUACCUCCACCUGGCGGGUGCCGCGGGCAACGUGGACGGCGACCCGUUCCACUGGCGGGCGUGGCGCGGCGACACGUCACCCACCGUGGACCUGGACGGCCAGUCGCUGCCGCUGCAGUCCUCCUUCGACAUCGGCUCCAGCACAGAGUCCGUCAAGCUCGCGCGUCACGCCGACGAGCGAUCCUCUGGCAAGUCCAACAAGUCCACCACCAGCGGGUACCUCACCAUGUCCUGCCUCAAGCACGAGCCCUCCGAGGACAGCGACGCCUCCGCCGACAAACCGGCCCGGCCUCCCAAGCCGGCCCGCCUCUCGCCCUCGCGCGUCCCCUUCGUCGCCUCCGCCCCCCUCUGUGAGUACGUGGAGGUGGAGCCGCGGCCCCCCGAGCGCAGACCGAAGCCGGACGCGAGCCCGCCCGACAGACCGGACCUCUCGUACCGGUGCAAGGAGUACGAGCUGAUGACCAACUUUCUGAGUCACGCGCGACCGCCCGGCGAGGAGGACGCGCCCCCCGCCGUUCCCCCGCGCGGACACACCGCCGCCAAAGCUCGCCUCCAUCCGAAACCCCUCGAGCUGGAUCCGACCAGGACUCGCGCGAGGUCCCCCUCCCCGGAGGACUCAGCGACGUUUUUUCCGAGUGCUCGCUCGCCCGCCGGCUCCACGACGAGCCUCCCGGGCGACGGCAUCCGGAACCUCGAGGAGAUCGACCGGCCGGGCAGCAAGAUCGACUCGGUGUCCAACGACGACAGCCUCCUCGACGAGCUCCAGAGAGACACGUACUGCGUGCUCAAGGUCUGCGAGGACGACCCGCCCGACGACGAGGCUAACGAGACCACCCCCGACAGGGAUCACGCCGAUGACAAGGAGUACGCGACCUUCUCCAGAAUAAGCAUGAAGAGGAAAUCGAAUCCGAUCAAGUCGCAGACGAACGCCGCCAAGCCCCUGAAGACCUCCAAUUCGACGUCGAACGUGCACGACGCCGGAUCGUCGUCGCGACCGCUCGCCGAGAGACUGACGCCGUUCUUUCUGAAGAAGAAAAAGCCGCCGGAGGAGGCGCAGCAGACGACGAGCAAGGGCUCGCGCAAGGAGGACAAUCUCAUCGGACGGCUGACGCCCCGGUUCGGACAGUCGCGGUUGUACGGGCGCGGGCAGUCGCUCGAACUAGCGGCGAGCGAGCCGCGCCAGAAACGUAUAGAGAGAUCCGCGACGGCAGUGAGUAUGCCCACGCGACCUAUCAACUCGUCUAUAGUGGCGAACUUGAAGUUCUUGAGCUUGCACCGGUAUGGGGCUCAGGAAGAAGUUCAAUGUCGCGCGUUCGUGCGGACCGGCGAGCACGCGCCCCCCGCGCCCGCCCCCGCCCCCGCCGACACCCUAGAACCCACCUGGCGACGCGCCUCCCUGCUCGCCACCGCCCCCAACGACAUCAGACUAUAGCAGCACUCGACCGACUAGAGCCAAUAUAGAAUCAUAUCCACUUUCCAUACAUAAAUUGACCUGUCAUAUAUUUUUAAGGUCGCGUCUACCCACCAUUGGUGAUAAUAUAAAUUAUUUUUUUGCUUUAAAUAGAA
Molecule: messenger RNA, 1835 nt
Organism: Diatraea saccharalis (sugarcane borer)
Lineage: Eukaryota; Metazoa; Arthropoda; Insecta; Lepidoptera; Crambidae
Source: the annotation of a GenBank genome assembly